Messenger RNA from Aspergillus uvarum CBS 121591, 819 nucleotides. RefSeq lists its product as uncharacterized. The transcript has a single exon. NCBI's taxonomy places the organism in Eukaryota, Fungi, Ascomycota, Eurotiomycetes, Eurotiales, Aspergillaceae. Bases 111 to 440 code for a protein of 109 amino acids. The record is from RefSeq and is a predicted model, not a curated record.
CACAAACCUCCACGAAGAACUUCGCAAACUCAAGCCACACAUCGCGGACCCAGCCAAUUAUCCUACAUUAUCGAUAAGCCCAAAGCGUAACCCACCACCAACCAACCACGAUGUCAUACAACUCGUCCCAAACCUCCUACUUCGAAUCCUCGUCCUCAUACUCCUCGGCUUCCUCCUCGUCGAGCGACCAGAACCAACAGCAACAACCACCAAAAACCCACGAAUCCGGCCACCGCGCGGCCUUCGCCUCGCACACCGACCCGGAGGGCAACACCACCGUCCGCACCGGCCACCAGAAUUUGGGUGAGGAGCCCGUCCUCAAGGAGAAGCGCUUCAGUACCUCGGGCCGGGAGCGCGAGAUGAUGUUGGCGGCUGGCACCCCCAUGGGCGGGGUCAACCGCAUCCAGGAUCUGAAUGAGUCGACGGGAGAUACCUACUAGUUUCCCGGUGUCUUCCUCUUCCUCAGUGGGGUGGUGAAUGUGUUUUUCGGGGGUGGUUUGUAUCCGUGAGGUGGUAAUUUUUUUUGCUGGAUAUGAGACACGUUCCCUGCUGCACUGAUUUGAGUGAACUUGAUGCUAAGUUUAUUGAUGAAUAUAUGAUAUGAAUUUAUGGCUGGGAUUUUUCUUUUGGUGUGGUGCGGGUGUUGUUGGUAUAUCAUCUCUGGGUUUUCUUUGUCUGUGCUAUGUGGUUGGAUGGAUGGCUAGAUAGGGCUUUUUCUCUCGGGAUAAUAUCGAUUAUGAUUAUUGGGAGAGUUAUGAGACGAUACUGGUUUUUCUUUGUAGUGAUUUGAUUCAUCUGGAGUAGGUCUUAUCUUGUAAG